Molecule: messenger RNA, 585 nt
Organism: Salmo salar (Atlantic salmon)
Lineage: Eukaryota; Metazoa; Chordata; Actinopteri; Salmoniformes; Salmonidae
Source: RefSeq, a predicted model, not a curated record
AUGUUGAUGAGCGGGAUCAGCUCACUCACACCACCUCCAUACAACCUCCAUACAACCUCCACACAACCAACCCUCCACACCCCCUCCAUACAACCUCCAUACAACCUCCAUACAACCAACCCUCCACACCACCUCCAUACAACCAACCCUCCACACCACCUCCAUACAACCAACCCUCCACACCACCUCCACACAACCAACCCUCCACACCACCGCCAUACAACCAACCCUCCACACCACCGCCAUACAACCAACCCUCCACACCACCUCCAUACAACCAACCCUCCACACCACCUCCAUACAACCAACCCUCCACACCACCGCCAUACAACCAACCCUCCACACCACCGCCAUACAACCAACCCUCCACACCACCGCCAUACAACCAACCCUCCACACCACCUCCAUACAACCAACCCUCCACACCACCGCCAUACAACCAACCCUCCACACCACCGCCAUACAACCAACCCUCCACACCACCGCCAUACAACCAACCCUCCACACCACCGCCAUACAACCAACCCUCCACACCACCGCCAUACAACCAACCCUCCACACCAACGCCAUACCAUGUGUCAUUGA